This is a messenger RNA of Racocetra persica, 243 nucleotides long. Lineage: Eukaryota; Fungi; Glomeromycota; Glomeromycetes; Diversisporales; Gigasporaceae. The record is from the annotation of a GenBank genome assembly.
AAUCUGAUGUUUUUCAAAAUAUUGAACAUAAUAAUGGAAUAUCAGUUUUUAUCCCACAAGGUUACUCACCAAUUCUUAUUCAUGAAGAUGCUACAAAAAAAUUGAAAACAAUCAAGGAGUUCCCAGAUCUAAAUCUACGUGUUCCAGCAUUGAUCUUUCAUCCCAUCAAACGUCAACCAAACACCUUUUUAUUAUUUCGAAAUAAAAUAAAAGAUCAAAUAAUUAAUCCAAAUAUAGACAAUC